CGACAGUUCGGCUCCAAUGAAUUGUAGCAUUCUGGUAGUCAUUUUUGCAAUCACUCUUUGUCAAGAGGUCAAAAGGGCAAAGUUGACAGUGAACCAUUGGUGACACGUGGUUAGGGCGCCAACGAAAACAAACAGCUUCCAAAUCUGACGGGUUGUGUGUAUGGUAUUUCUAUCGAUGACUGAAUCGUUUUUCUUGCGAAUACAAAAUCAGUACUUGGUAAAAUCGGUCUGUGGAUUUGCAGUAUCGUCGAAUGUCACUCACUGAAUGGUGAUCUAAGUAAACAUGCCGCAAAAAAAGAGAAAGCCAGCGACUACAAUGCCAACUACUCCAAGAAAGCAGAGUAAAGUCAGUGAAGCAUCAGCCAUUGUCAAAGGUACACCCAAAAAACCUAAAAAUACACCCAAAAAUACAGCCAAGAAAGUUACAUCACCUGUGAAAAAAAAGGUCUCGCCGAAAAAAGUUUCCCCUGAGAGAACAAAGUUUUCUCCUAAGAAAAAUACAUCACCUGAAAAAUUAAAGUCAUCACCAAAACAAAAAACACCAGAGAAAAAUCAACAUGAAAAUAAGACUUCUGGAAAAAAGCCAGCAACAUCGCCCACGACUGGGAAAAAAAUAACACAGAAAAGACCCUCUUCUCAAACCUUGAAAAGCCAUCCAAAGAAGAAAACAAAAACCAAUAUGGACAUAGGGGAACCUGCAAGGAGGGGUCGAGGUAGGCCACGAAAAAAAAUCAAGGAUACCCAAGAUACACUGAUUGAUGCAAAACAAGUGAAAACUGAAAGGCCUCAGGAAGUCAGUUCUUCAACCAUUCCACCUUCCUCAGUCCCCACAUCCCCUAAGCCUUACAACACUCGUGGAGUUUGGAGAGGUCUAGAUAACAAACAAACAUUUUGUGAGCAGUCACCCAUAAAAGCAGUGGAACAAUUGAUAUCAAAUGAUCUUCACAAAAAUGUCACUCUCACUGAUCAGAACAGACAACCCAGUGAUAAUAAUGCUGCCAUUAAAGUAGAAGCUGAUGACAACCAGAUUAAAUCUACCAGUCUCAAACUUGAUAAAGUGUUGCAUAGGAACACUGGUAGGAAAUUUGUUGGAGCUCAUACAUCCAUUGCAGGAGGCAUAGAAAAUUCUGUGAUCAAUGCUGUUGACAUCGGCGCUAAGGCGUUCGCUUUGUUCUUGAGAUCACAGAGACAGUGGGUCACCAAACCAUUAAAAGAAGGAUCAGUGGAAAAGUUCAAAAAGAAUUGUGAGAAGUAUAACUUUCCUCCCCAUUUAAUCAUACCACAUGGAUCUUAUCUAAUGAACUGUGGAUCACCUGAUCCUGAGAUUCUGGAGAAGAGUCGGAGUACUCUUGUGGAAGAAUUGGAGAGAUGCAAGAGUCUUGGUUUGUCCAUGUUUAAUUUCCAUCCAGGAUCAUCUUGUGGUGAGAUCCCAAGAGAGGAGUGUCUUGAUAGAAUUGGUGCAAGUAUCAACCAAGCCCAUGACAAAACACAGGAUGUCGUUACUGUUAUUGAAAAUAUGUGUUGUCAAGGCAACACAGUUGGUGGAAAGUUUGAGGAACUAAGGGGCAUCAUAGACAGAGUGAAAGACAAGUCACGCAUUGGUAUAUGUUUGGAUACUUGUCAUAUGUUUGCUGCAGGUUAUAAUAUUCAGACAUUAGAAGGCUAUAAUGAUGUGAUGAGUAAUUUUGAGAAUAUUGUUGGAUUAAAUGUAUUUGAAGGCUGUACACUUGAAUGAUUCUCUGGGGGAACUUGGUUGUCAUAGAGACAGACAUGAGAACAUUGGCAAGGGCAAGAUAGGUUUGUCUGGUUUUCGUCAUAUCAUGAAUGAUCCACGUUUUGACAACAUACCCUUAGUUUUGGAGACACCCAUGGACUUGAGUGAUGAAGAGGAAAUCAAAAUUCUCAACUCCUUGAUCACAGACUAAUUUAU
Saccoglossus kowalevskii is the source of this 1930-nucleotide messenger RNA. RefSeq lists its product as uncharacterized. The record is from RefSeq and is a predicted model, not a curated record. Gene Ontology annotation, molecular function: DNA-(apurinic or apyrimidinic site) endonuclease activity; zinc ion binding; phosphoric diester hydrolase activity. Gene Ontology annotation, biological process: base-excision repair. Gene Ontology annotation, cellular component: mitochondrion; nucleus. NCBI's taxonomy places the organism in Eukaryota, Metazoa, Hemichordata, Enteropneusta, Harrimaniidae.